Molecule: messenger RNA, 1821 nt
Organism: Guyanagaster necrorhizus
Lineage: Eukaryota; Fungi; Basidiomycota; Agaricomycetes; Agaricales; Physalacriaceae
Product: RNA polymerase III subunit Rpc34
Exons: 7
Coding region: 400-1791 (463 amino acids)
Biological process (GO): transcription by RNA polymerase III
Cellular component (GO): RNA polymerase III complex
Source: RefSeq, a predicted model, not a curated record
GUUUCAAGGCCUUUUACCAAGAUAUUGCCAAUGCCUUGACAAAAUUCCCAGCGCUCGAGGUUUUUGAACUCUCUGGGAUGCUCUGGGGCUCCGAUGAAAAACAGGCCGGAAGAAAAAUUUGGCAGUCAAAGCCGCUUGACAUUGACUUCGGCGCCGAGGAAGGUGUUGAACCUAUUGAUUCUUAUAUGGAUUUUUCAUACUACUACUGACGUUGCGUACCAAGUAAUUACUGAUACUUCUUUUCACAAUAUGUCUUUAAUCUUCGACAUCACUUCUGAUACGUCGAUACCUAAUUAGGCAUAUGUCACACCGUAGCAUACCGUGACACCAAUAUUUGGCUUCUCUGGCUUCGCAUACUUGAAUCAUCUGCCCUGUCUCCUUUCUUCUUCUGUGACUGUCAUGAGCAAACGUCCACCCAACGAGAUCGAAACCAAAAUACAUCAAGCCGCGUUAUCUUCUGAUAAUCAUGAAAUAACCCCGAAACAAAUCGAAGAGAUUGUACCCGACACCAAAGCCAGGCAGACGGCUAUCAACUUUCUACUAGCUGUUGGCCUGUUCAAGCCGUUCAGCGACGGGAAAAAGAAGAUUAUUUUCAGAGCCGUCGCCAAGGCUGAACUGAACGCAACCAAGGAUCUCAGCGGAGAGGAGAACCUAGUGCUUGACCACAUAAAAACAUCACAUAAUGAAGGCAUAUGGACGAAGCACCUCAAGGCAAAAACAAAUCUACAUCAAACAAUCAUCGAUCGCUGCUUGAAAACAUUGAUUCAGAAAAAGCUCAUCAAACGCGUGCAAUCCGUGCAGCAUGCGACGAGGAAGAUUUACAUGCUCCAAGGCAUAGAACCAUCGACCGUCCUCACAGGGGGACCGUGGUAUACAGAUAACGAACUAGACACUGAGUUCAUCGAAACCCUCAUCAAGGCGUGUUUCAAAUUGAUACGUGAUAUGAGUUAUCCAAAACGCGGUUCCAAGUAUGAAGGAGCGUUAUAUCCCAUAUCCAAUUCCCCACAGUAUCCUACCGCACAACAGGUUCGGAAUACUCUCAGGCAGGCCAGGCUGACAGAGACCGAUCUCACGGUGGAGCACGUCGAGAUGUUGUUGAAUGUUCUAGUCCUGGACAGAGAGAUUGAAAAGAUCCCCGCUUUCGGCAUUGCGUCCUGGAAUACAAAUUCGAUAAAUGAGGACGACUCCGGAGAUGAAACAGACAACAAAAAGAAGACGAAAAAAAGAAAACAUCGCUCUUCUGAUUCCGACGGCGAGGACAACACGAGUAAACGGAGAAGGAAAAAGCGAGCCGCGACGGACGACUCAGACUCGGAUGAUCUCUUACCUAAGAACACAAAGAAAAGGAGAAGGAAUGACUCUGGGUCCGACGUCGAAUCCACUAAACGCAACAAGAAAAACCUCGUUUCCGACAACGAAGCCACAGGUUCAGACAUGGAUACCAAGAAGAAGUGGAGGCGGUCCAAAUCCAAGAAAUACGACAAUUCUUCCGAAAGGGAUUCAUCGAAUUCUGAGAUGGAAACACGUCGGCAUAGUGGUAAAACAUCAAAAAAUCAACACCGCUCGUCCCCUCCUGUGCCCGGUUCCUUCUCGGAUAGCGAAGAUGGGAUAUAUGUGUAUAGGGCCAUACGACAGGAACGCCUGUCGCUUGGCUGGUCCGAAUCACCAUGUGCCAAGUGUCCGUCGUUUGAGUUCUGUAAGGAUGGCGGACCAGUGAACCCACGAGAAUGUGUUUAUUAUGGGGAUUGGUUGGCAGGUGGCCCGGUGGCUGAAAUUGAGGACAUGGCGUAGGACAAAGAAGAUCGUUAUAAAGACUAUUCA